Aureobasidium vineae is the source of this 918-nucleotide messenger RNA. NCBI's taxonomy places the organism in Eukaryota, Fungi, Ascomycota, Dothideomycetes, Dothideales, Saccotheciaceae. The record is from the annotation of a GenBank genome assembly.
AUGCUCUUCAAUCCAGCAAAGGACAUCCCUGACCUCUCAGGGAAAGUCAUCGUUGUGACUGGCGGCAGCAGCGGUCUCGGCAAAGAGAGUGUACAUCAGUUUGUCAAACACAACCCCGACAAAGUGUACCUCGCUGCCCGAACAAGCCAGCGAGGCAAUGCCGCAAUCGAAGAGAUCGAAAAAGACGUCCCAUCCGCAAGAGGAAAGAUCCACUAUCUCGAGGUUGACAUGGCCUCUUUCGCGUCUGUCAACCGAGCCGCUGCUCGUAUUGUUUCCGAAAACGACCGACUGGACAUCUUGAUGAACAACUCUGGUAUAGCAGAUGCACCUCCAAGCUCAACCACCGAUGGCUAUGAAAUCCAAUUCGGCACCAAUUACAUGGGACCCACACUCUUUACACAGCUUUUGCUACCUCUACUGCAAAAGACAGCAGAACAACCCAACAGCGAUGUCCGCAUCAUAAACCUCAGCUCUGAACUGUUCAAACAAGCUCCUAGCCAAGGCAUCAUGUUCGCCGACUUGAAAUCGCCAAUGCAAAAGGCUGGCUCUGUAACCAAAUACGGGCAAUCUAAACUCGCAAACUAUCUGUUUACCAAGGUGUGCGCUGAGAGGUACCCUGCCAUUAAAUCUGUUGCUCUUCAUCCUGGUAUGGUCAACACUUCUGUCUGGGACAACACGUUCAAUAGACCGUAUGUGGGCCGGAUGAUGGGGAUGGUUAUGAGGCCCUUCCUGACCAACGUACACGACGGUGCAAAGAGGCAGCUAUGGGCAAGCACAGCAAAGAAGAGCGAGGUCAGAAACGGUGCUNUUUACACAGCCAAUGGCGGCGAGUAUACCCAGGCGAUACUCAAGAACGAUAAACUUGCGAAAGAGCUGUGGGCAUGGACUGAGAAAGAGUUCGCAAAGCACGGGUUCUGA